AAUGGUUACAAAGCAAACAUGCCGAUUCUAAAACUAGUGCAGUGCCGGGAGCAACUCAAACAAAAGCUGCACUAGAAGCGUUUGAUUUAAUUUGAUUUUUGGUAAAAGGUAUCUAAAAACAUUUUGGAUAAAAGAUGACGAAGUAUUGUAUAUGUCAGAUUUGUAACUGCGGGAGACAUCAUUGCCCACUUCAUUCACGAGGGCCACUAAGAGCAAGAAGUAGUGGACCUUGUCCAAUAACUGAAUAUGCCCAGAGAUAUAGAGAACACCCUCUUCAAGCUACUAAAACUGCUAAGCCGGACGCAACAGCUUUCCGUAGUGAUCAACCACUGGACAAUAAAACAACCCAUAGAGUUGACUUCAUAAAGCAUCCUCUUGAGAGGCCUCAUGUUCACCAAAGUGAAGAUUAUAAACCUCCUGAAGGAGAUUUUGAAGGAAUGACUAAUUAUCGUAAAGAUUUUGAUCGAAAACAAAUUAAUAGGGCUAAACCAAUGAAACCGGCGGAUUUAAAGAAAUCUUUAGGACCGUUCAAAGGCGAACCAACAUAUAGAACUGACUAUAGGAAGUGGCCGAUGGAGAGGAAUCUACCAAUCAUGAAAUCUGACUACUCACCACCAGAUGCUAAGUUUGAAGGCCUUCCAACUUACAAGAAAGAUUAUGUCAAAUACAAUGAACCCCCAAGGCAGUCAAUGAAGCCUCUAGAUGUGGCGAAGGGCUCCGAUCAUCCCUUCGAUGAUAGAACUGGUUAUAGAGAUCAUUACAUUAAACAUCCUCUACCUGAGAAAGAGAUUAAAGAAAAGGAAAUGUGGAAACCUAACAAAGCUCCUUUGGAUGGCUUGUCUAACUAUAAAAAAGAUUAUACAGAGAAAUUUGGUGGCCCCACCGCGAGUUGUAAACCCGAUGCGUCUGCUUUCCAGAGCGGAGCGCCACUGGAAGAUACCACAACUCACAGGAAUGAUUUUAAGAAAUGGGAUGCUGAGAGACCAUACGUUCAUGAACCAGAUCAAUACAGAAAACCAGAAGGCGAUAUUGAGCUUUAUACUACUCAUAAGACCGACUUCACAAAGAAACCUUUAGCUAAACCUAAGUCUAUGAGACCAGUAGAUGCAAAGAAAGUUCCCGGAGCUUUUGAUGAUAAGACUAAUUACCGAGAGGACUUUAAGAAAUGGAAUAUGGAGAGAGAGAAACCAGUCAUGAAGCCAGAUUAUAGUCCACCAGAAGCUCCAUUCGAAGGUCUUCCAACCUAUAAGAAAGACUAUGUCAAAUACAAUGAACCCCCAAGGCAGUCAAUGAAGCCUCUAGAUGUGGCGAAGGGCUCCGAUCAUCCCUUCGAUGAUAGAACUGGUUAUAGAGAUCAUUACAUUAAACAUCCUCUACCUGAGAAAGAGAUUAAACAUAAGGAAGCUUGGCAACCCAAUAAAGCUCCUUUGGAUGGCUUGUCUAAUUAUAAAAAAGACUACACAGAGAAAUUUGGUGGCCCUACCGCGAGUUGUAAACCCGAUGCGUCUGCUUUCCAGAGCGGAGCGCCACUGGAAGAUACUACCACUCAUAGGAACGAUUUUAAGAAAUGGGAUGCUGAGAGACCAUUCGUUCAUGAACCAGAUCAAUACAGAAAACCAGAAGGCGAUAUUGAGCUUUAUACUACUCAUAAGACCGACUUCACAAAGAAACCUUUAGCUAAACCUAAGUCUAUGAGACCAGUAGAUGCAAAGAAAGUUCCCGGAGCUUUUGAUGAUAAGACUAAUUACCGAGAGGACUUUAAGAAAUGGAAUAUGGAGAGAGAGAAACCAGUUAUGAAGCCAGAUUAUAGUCCACCAGAAGCUCCAUUCGAAGGUCUUCCAACCUACAAGAAAGAUUACGUAAAAUAUAAUGAAGCACCAAGAAAAUCUAUGAGACCCUCAGAGGGUGGUAUCAGAAGCGAUGCUCCCUUCGACGAUCAGACCAUGUAUAGAACCGAAUACGUAAAGAAGCAGUCAGAUAUAUGUCCAGCAGCUAUUUUGGACACAACUCAGUCUAAGUAUAGCUAUAGAGAUCAAGAUGAUAUAGGUCACAAAUGGUACGAACCACUAAACGGAAAGAACGCAAUGACUUCUCAACAGAUCGGUAGAACAUACAGCGCUUCCUCCCAAAUGAGAACCAACGAAGGUUUAGUUUGUGCCUAA
Messenger RNA from Dimorphilus gyrociliatus, 2162 nucleotides. The record is from the annotation of a GenBank genome assembly. NCBI's taxonomy places the organism in Eukaryota, Metazoa, Annelida, Polychaeta, Dinophilidae.